Molecule: messenger RNA, 7599 nt
Organism: Patiria miniata (bat star)
Lineage: Eukaryota; Metazoa; Echinodermata; Asteroidea; Valvatida; Asterinidae
Product: collagen alpha-5(IV) chain-like
Exons: 39
Coding region: 632-5911 (1759 amino acids)
Cellular component (GO): collagen trimer
Molecular function (GO): extracellular matrix structural constituent
Source: RefSeq, a predicted model, not a curated record
AUAAUCAGCUGUGUGCACUAGGUCACUACCCGGUCGUCGAAGAUAGUGUGAUCACAUUUAGAAUUCUCCCAACCUCACCCAUGGAAACUUUGCUCAAAUCGUCUAACGGGUUUCGUGUAGGCCUCCGUUUUCGAUUCAUUGGAUAUGCAAAUAUUACCUGAGCACGAGUACCUAUUUUUAAGCCCCUCCGCUGGAAUCAUAAAGUGCCCGAAUGUCUGGCUUAUUAAAAGCAUUUAGACGAACAUUUGGACACAAUUUCUGGUUAAACUGAGUUUUAGGACUCUACAUCUAGACUUUCAUUAUAAAAUGUUGUGGUAACAUUGCUGUACGACUAAACAUUUUGCACAGAGAAAGUAGUUCUGUCGGAAAUCACUGCGCGAGUUGGUGAGUUCGCUGUGAUUCGGCCCAAGUGCCGAUUUUUCAGGUUUCUAGCUGAAGCUUUGCAGGUUCGUCUCCACGGCAGAAUGGCUCGUACUAGCUAGCUGAGAUUUCUUCCCUCAGAAAUCCGGCCGAAAUCUCCCCUCCUGCAGCCGAGAGUUGGCCCAGCGAGCCCGCCGAAGACGGGAGAGGGACUCAUCCUGCUAUCUCCGUGAAAACGAACUCUUGUUUUUAUUAAUUUAUUUGUACAAAAAUGAAGUAUCGGGAAGUUAUCGAGCGACACGUCCUCGUGUGCUGCCUUCUCGUCCUGUUCGUCUGGGCACAGUGGGCCAACGCGGCGGCGUGCUCAGGAUGCUUGAAGGACAAAUGUAUAUGCAACGGAACAAAAGGAGAAAGGGGUGAUAGAGGCUACAUUGGUCUACCAGGACAUGUGGGCCAGCCAGGAUUCCCAGGUCCUGAGGGCCCAAUGGGCUUCAAAGGAAGCAAAGGAGACACUGGUUCAUCUGGCAGCGUUGGAUCUAAGGGCUACAGAGGAAGUCAAGGCAUUCCUGGUUUUCCGGGCAGCCCGGGUCUGCCAGGAUUACCGGGUCCGUCAGGGCCCAUCGGAGAAGCCGGAACGCCGGGAUGCAACGGAACAAAGGGUGAGACAGGAAGUGCAGGCUUGCCAGGCACGGGACCAGCCGGACCCCAGGGUCAAUCGGGUCUGAUGGGAUCAAAGGGUGAACCAGGUGAGCCUGCAGUGAAUUUACCUGGGAACAAGGGUGACCGUGGAACCUCCGGACAGCCUGGCACACCGGGUUCCUCGGGCGUUCCAGGUUACGAUGGACAAAAAGGAGACCGUGGACCUCAGGGAAUGACAGGAGAGCGAGGACCUCCAGGACCCCAGGGACCUCAAGGUACACCUGGUGUGGGUUUCUUUGGAGAGAAGGGAGAUGUGGGUGAUACAGGUCCUCAAGGUCCUCCAGGGGAACCCUGCGAAGAUGGAACUCCCUCGACAGGACCCGGCACCGGGGAAAUCCUACCAGGAGAGAAGGGCGACAGAGGCUACCCGGGUCCCCGUGGAGAGAAAGGAAUGAAGGGAACAAAAGGUUACCUCGGUAAUCCGGGUCUUCUUGGUGACGAUGGUAUGAAGGGACCCAAGGGCGAGCCAGGACCUACUGGAAGGAUUGGCAAACGUGGUAAAGACGGAGCCCCAGGCCAGCCAGGCUACAAAGGCGAUCGAGGACCCAAUGGUGUACCUGGGGCUGAAGGUUACAACGGCCCACAGGGUCCAAAAGGAGAUAAAGGUGACACAGGACGUCGGGGACUACAGGGACCACCGGGAGCUCCUGCCGAUUCUACAGGGGAAGGAGCCCCAGGACCCAUGGGCCCACAGGGACGUGAUGGACCUCCGGGCCCACCAGGACCCCCAGGAGAUAAAGGAAGUCGAGGUUUGCAAGGUGUUGAAGGCAGGCCGGGCAACCCAGGUGCCUCGGGUCCCCAGGGCCAGCAAGGUCCACCGGGAAUCGGAGAGAAGGGAGACCAAGGACCUCCAGGUAUUCCCGGACCAUCGGGACCCGUAGGAGCCACCGGCGUCCCCGGACGGGAAGGUGCCAAGGGAGACCCUGGAAUGACAGGCCUGUCCGUGCAGGGUCCACCGGGCAUGGACGGAAUCCCCGGACGUCAGGGAAACCUCGGACCGCCGGGACCCCCUGGUGAUACUGGACCGCAAGGACAACCCGGUAUCCCAGGCAGCAGCGAGGGUAAAGUCGGUCCCCGGGGUCCCCUGGGACCUUCAGGCCCAGAAGGAGAGCCCGGGCAGACGGGGAAUCCAGGACCUAGGGGCUUCCAAGGACGAACUGGUGAGGCAGGGGAACCCUGCGGACAGUGCCCGGCCGGCCCCAGAGGAAUGAAGGGUGAUCCUGGUCCCAACGGUGCCCCGGGUCGGCCUGGACCUCAAGGCUUCGACGGACCCCAAGGAACUCCUGGACAACAGGGACAAAGGGGCGACCCUGGUGUGGACGGAGAACCAGGACUAAAUGGUCCCAUCGGUCCCCCUGGACCCUUCGGUGAGAAGGGUGACACUGGCGAGCCAGGGCCCAUCGUCCCAGGACCCCGAGGAGAUAAGGGUGACAAGGGAGACCGUGGUUACUCAGGCAGGUUUGGUGAAAAGGGAGCGAAUGGCUUACCGGGACCGCCUUGUUCCGCACCAAGCAAUAUAUCCGCUAUGCUCAAGGGUGAGAAGGGGGAACCUGGAUUUCAGGGCGAUCCCGGAGUAGCCGGGUUACCGGGCAGACAAGGAAUACGGGGAGAGAGAGGUGCGUCCGUGGUCGGUAACCCAGGACCCCCAGGACCUCAAGGUGGUCGGGGAGAGGAUGGGCCAAGAGGCCCGACGGGACCCAGGGGUGACAAAGGUGAAAACAUCUUCAUAUCGGAGCCUGGCCAAGUAGGACCUCGGGGACCGCCCGGUCCGCCGGGACCCUUCGGUGAUUUGGGUGAACGAGGCCCCCCAGGUGGUCCUGGAGCCAGGGGCACAAAGGGGAACCGCGGGUUCGACGGCCAAAAGGGUGAGAUGGGAGACCAGGGUCCUCCCGGCAUCGGCAUGCCCGGAGAAAGCGGAGAGAAAGGAUUCCGGGGCACUCCUGGCGAUCCCGGACCGCAAGGCCUGCCGGGCUCCCAGGGGUUUCCUGGAGAGCCUGGUGACGAUGGAUCGCAAGGCUCCAAGGGCGAUCCCGGCAUCGCAGGCAUACCCGGCAUACAAGGGCCCCGGGGUCUGAAGGGGGGUACGGGACCCCCUGGUGCACCUGGGGCACGUGGAUCUACGGGACAACCCGGUGGAAAUGGCGAACCUGGACCAGACGGACCCAAAGGAGACAAGGGUGACGUUGGAUCUCCGGGACCGAGCGGCAGACCCGGUGAACCAGGGGCCAUUGGGGACUCUAUACCCGGAGCAAACGGACCCCCAGGAGAAGACGGCAGAAUAGGAGAACCAGGUCAAGUUGGAGAGCCAGGACCUCAGGGACCUACCGGCCCACCAGGAUUUGCUGCCAUCAAGGGUCAGAAGGGUGAGGCUGGACGCCCAGGUCGGCCCGGCGAUCUAGGUCUACCAGGUCCGGCCGGAGAACCAGGGGAGGAUGGGCCAUCAGGCCUGGACGGCAGACCGGGUGAGAAGGGAGACAGAGGAUUAGCAGGUAACCCAGGCCAACUUGGACCCCCUGGAGAGCAAGGAGAGAAUGGACUAUCUGGUAGUAAAGGUGACAAGGGAUCAAUCGGACUCCCCGGCGUCAACGGCAACCCAGGUCCCCUUGGUCAGAAGGGUGAUCGGGGCAAGGAUGGGCUCGAAGGCUCAAAGGGUGAGAAAGGUUUCCCCGGACCGCAGGGCCAAUCCGGCCUGCCUGGACAGAACGGCCAGCCUGGCGGACCAGGGCCGGCCGGAGAGGAUGGACCGCCGGGGGUAGACGGACCCAAGGGUGACCGGGGGCUGCCUGGCGUGGACGGCUUGAAAGGAGACACGGGGGGACCUGGAGAACCGGGGCCUGGGGGUGUGCCUGGAUUGGAAGGACGGAGAGGCCUCAAGGGUCAGAUGGGUGAUAUGGGCGAACCAGGUCAGCGGGGUGAGAAGGGCCAGAUGGGUCCGGAGGGUACUACAGGCGCGCCCGGGCGAGAGGGUCUGCCGGGUAUACCAGGGGCGAAAGGUCAGCCAGGCUUGCCAGGACGAGAGGGACCUUCUGGAGCUAAGGGAACGCCGGGUCCGACAGGCCCUGGAGGACCUCAGGGUGAGAAGGGUCACGUGAUGGUCGUGCCUUGCAGCUUGGAGAUGAAGGGCGCCCAAGGUCCGGCGGGUGAAAAGGGAGACGGAGGCGAUCCCGGACCCAACGGCCUGAAUGGACUGAAGGGAGACCGUGGGCUACAGGGCUUCACUGGACCUCCGGGCCCACCUGGAGAGAACGGGGCCCAAGGUGAACUAGGACCUAAAGGACAACGUGGUGUACCCGGUGAAUCAGGAUCUCAGGGACCUGCUGGACCAAAGGGAGACAGCGGGAGAAACGGCACCCCAGGGUCACCAGGAAUCAUCGGUCUCCCAGGAAACCCAGGCAUCAAGGGUGACCUCGGCCCAAUGGGCGUGCCUGGGCAGAACGGCAAUCCCGGUGCGGACGGUGAACCAGGGGAGCGGGGAUUCUCCGGCAUUCGUGGUGAGAAGGGCACGCCGGGACGGGCCGGGGAGGCGCUGGUUGGACCCAAGGGUAGCACAGGAGUGCCGGGCCCUCAGGGUAGACAAGGUCCCCCUGGUAGUGACGGAGCCCCAGGGGAAGACGGUAGACAGGGAGCGCUGGGAAUGAAGGGAGAGCGAGGUGAAACCGGCCCACGAGGACCCACCCCGGUACCCAUACCAGGACCUCAAGGCCCACCGGGAGAUACCGGCCCAAUUGGCCAAACAGGUGCCAAGGGCGACACCGGCCCGACAGGUGCGCAGGGUCUGCCAGGCAGGCCUGGCGGUAGAGGCACGCCAGGAACUAACGGUGAGGAUGGUGGGUCAGGAGAGAAGGGAGGUGACGGUUUGCGUGGACAAAAAGGAGAACCAGCCGAGCCUGUCAACAUGGCCUUGAUGAAGGGAACGAAGGGUGACAUCGGACCCCAAGGCCCACGAGGCUCAGACGGAGUGCCGGGACAGGACGGAGACCGCGGGGCCAACGGUCCCAGAGGUCCCAAGGGCGACAAGGGUGACGAAGGACCCAGCGGUAACCCUGGAUUCAACGGCAGACCUGGAGCAGAGGGACCCAAAGGGAACAAAGGUUUCCCCGGUUCUGCUGGACCACAAGGUUUCCCCGGCGAGCCCGGCCUGAACGGCCUGCCGGGACCUCAGGUCCUGACGGGUUACUUCAUCACCAGGCACAGCCAGACCUCGCAGGUCCCCGCCUGUCCGUUCGGAACCAACCUCAUGUGGGAAGGUUACAGUUUGCUGUACGUACAAGGCAACGAGAGAGCACAUGGCCAGGACUUAGGAAGUGCCGGCAGUUGUCUGCGCCGAUUCAGCACGAUGCCCUUCAUGUUCUGUAACAUCAACAACAUCUGCCACGUAGCCUCGCGCAACGACUACUCCUACUGGCUGUCCACCCCGGAGCCCAUGCCCAUGAAUAUGGCGCCGUUCGGCGGCGACGUGCUGGAGCCGUUCAUCAGUCGUUGCGCGGUCUGUGAGGCGCCGGCUCACGUCAUCGCCGUCCACAGUCAGUCGCUGGAUAUCCCCGUCUGUCCGCAAGGGUGGCGGGGCAUGUGGAUUGGAUACAGCUUCAUGAUGCACACGGGUGCCGGUGCUGAGGGCUCAGGCCAGGCCCUAUCCUCCCCCGGCUCCUGCCUGGAAGACUUCCGCUCCUCCCCCUUCAUCGAAUGCCACGGUGACGGCCGCUGCAACUACUACGCCACCACCUACAGCUUCUGGCUGACCACGGUGGACUCGGACGAACAGUUCAGCUCCCCGGCCUCCGAGACGCUCAAGGCCGGCGCCCUGCGCACACGCAUCAGCCGAUGCCAGGUCUGCAUGCGCGAUAAUAGAUAAACGCCAACGGUUUACCAGUAAGUAAGCAACUCCCAUUAAGUUGAUUGUAUGCCAUUUUAGGCGAUAAAUAAUACGACCAGCAUAAACUGCCUGAUAUGGAUUUGUAAUACCCCUUACUAGAGAUCUAUUUAAAUUAGUCUUGUUUACACCUGUUUUUUUUGCUAUUUCAGUCUGGUGACUGGAUUUUUGAAUCAAUUUUUUUGUUAUUUCUGAUUGGAAAACAACUUCAAUUCAUAACAUGAUGACAUUAUUCCUAAAAAAGCACUUAUAGAAAUAGUGUUUUUACGAACACAUUAUGAGCACUCAACUAUUUUCAAGACACUUUUAUAGAAGCGGUAUUUUUGCACGUUCACACACAACUAUGCAUUCAAACUAUUUGUAGCUUUUUAUUAGAAAUGGUAUUUUGGUAAAUCAGCCCACGAUAUAUUUUUAAAGACAGUGUAUAUAAAAUGCAUAUUUGCAUAAACAAACUGUUGUGAUUUGAAACAACAUUUUGCGACAAAGAUAGUGCAUGAACAUUAUUUAGAAUGUAGUCGGGUUUUUUUUUUUUAAAUUAAAAUAAUCCCUUGCCAAUAUUUUGUUUCUUUUUAAAAAUAAAAAUCAAUCGAUGCCAUUAAUUAAUGUGAAUAACUUCGAACGUCUAUUUUUCACGUUGGCAUAAAUAAUGUUUGUUUGUAGACCAGUGGAAUAUUAUGGACAAUGUAGCUAUUUUGUGUUGUUUGUAUUUAAAGGGAAAUAAUAAACCGUGUAAAGUUGCUUUUUUUAUUAUUUUUCUGUAGUUGAUUUGGAGUUUUUUUUGUAUAUGCCUUUCAUCACAAAUCUGGUGCUCAUAGGGAUUUACGUAUUAAAAACAUUUUACAUUUUAAAACAGUUUUUUUAAGUGUUAGUCUUAGGUUUGUGUAAUUAAAUAAUAAUUAUAAUAUAUAAGGGGUUUUAUGUUCUGUAGAUUAACUCAAAAAUGCUGCAACAUAACUGAACGAGUCAGUGAAAUAAGUGAUUUGAAUGAUGGUGUCUAUUCGAGCUCAGAUUUUUUUGCAUUUCAGCCCAAAAAGUUCACUAACCAUGCUUUUCGAAAUGUGAACGCAUUGGAGAAAAAAUAUAAGUUUCAUGUGGUGCUUAAAAUAAAACCAGUCACAGGUUUUGUAAAAUUUUUCACUGAUUUCACACACAAAAAGGGGCGGCGUAAAAUCUGUCUUCCAACAAGUUCAAAAUAAAAUAAAAAAAUACUACAACAGUAAAAGUUAUUAAAACAUUUAAGUAUAGAAACAAGUUUACCAUUAGAACUGUUGAUUGAUGGAAUUUUGUCAUUCUGUUUUCAGGAAGUUGGUAUGUUUACUUUGUACAUCUACAAAAUUAUCAUUAGUUUUGUCUGAGUAUUAGUCAUGGUCAAAAACGUACAUUGAAGUAAUCUCUGUUUCUUUUUUUUUUAAUGAUAGAAGGGGGAUUUUGUUAAUGAUAGAAGGGUAAUUACAGACAAAUAAAAGGAGUAAAAAAAAGUUAUAGAAUCUCAAAAGCAAACAAUUCAAUUGGCUCAUUCUGGUGUACCUUACCCAGCUUUUACAAAAUGUUGAAGUCCAGUGCUGGUCAUAAGUAUUCGGUUUUCAUCUUCAUCUACUAAUCAUGUAAAAUCCUGUUAUUUUUUUUUUCUCUUUGGAAUAAACUGCAUACAAUCGUGAGAAACAAUCAAA